Danaus chrysippus (African queen) is the source of this 1710-nucleotide messenger RNA. Lineage: Eukaryota; Metazoa; Arthropoda; Insecta; Lepidoptera; Nymphalidae. The record is from the annotation of a GenBank genome assembly.
AUGAUGGGGAUGAUGGAGGAGAUGUGGAUGAUUGGGGUGAUGGGGAUGAUGGGGUUGAUGAUGAUGGGGGAUGAUAGGGGUGAUGGGGAUGAAGAGGGUGAUGGGGAUGAAGGGGGUGAUGGGGAUGAUGGGGAUGGUGGAGAUGAUGGGGAUGACAGGUGUGAUGGGGAUGAUGGAUAUGAUGGGGGUGAUGGGGAUGAUAGGGAUGAUUGGGUUGAUGGGGAUAAAGGGAGUUAUGGGGGUGAUGUGGAUGAUGGGGAUGAGGGAGAUGAUGGGGAUGAAGGGGGUGAUGGGGAUGAUGGGGAUGAUGGGUGUAAUGGGGAUGAUAGGAAUGAUGGAGAUGAUGGAUUUGAUGGGGAUGAUGGGGAUGAUUGGGUUGAUGUGGAUGUUGGGGGUGAUGGGGAUAAAGGGGAUGAUGGGGAUGAUGGAUAUGAUGGGUGUGAUGGAGAUGAUGGGUAUGAGGGGGGUGAUGUGGAUGAUGGAGACGAUGGGGAUGAUGUGGAUGGUGUGGAUGAUGGAGAUGAUGAAGAUGAAGGGGAUGAUGGGGAUGAUGGAGAUGAGGGGAAUGAAGGGGGUGAUAGGGCUGAUGGAGAUGAUGGAGAUGAUGGUGAUGAAGGGGGUGAUGGGGAUGAUGGAGAUGAUGGAGAUGAUCGAGCUGAUGGAGAUGAUGAGGAUGAUGGGGUGUAUGGGUAUGAUGGGCAUGAUGGGGGUGAUGGGGAUGAUGGGGGUGAUGUGGAUGUUGGGGGUGAUGGGGAUAAAGCGUGUGAUGGGGAUGAUGUGGAUGAUGUGGAUGAUGGAGAUGAUAAAGAUGAUGGGGAUGAUGGGUGUGAUGGAGAUGAUGGGGAUGAGGGGGUGAUGUGGAUGAUGGAGACGAUGGGGAUGAUGUGGAUGAUGGAGAUGAUGAAGAUGAUGGGGGGUGAUGGAGAUAAUGGAGACCAUGGGGUUGAUGGAUAUGAUGGGGAUGUUGGGGGUGAUGGGGAUAAAGGGGAUGAUGGAGAUGAUGGAUAUGAUGGGGGUGAUGGGGAUGAUAGGGAUGAUGGGGUUGAUGGGGAUAAAGAGGGUAAUGGGGGUGAUGUGGAUGAUGGGGAUGAUGGAGAUGAUGGAGAUGAUGGGGGUGAUGGGGAUGAAGGGGCUCAUGAAGAUGAUGGGGAUUAUGGAGAUGAUGGAGAUGAUGGGGAUGAAGGGGGUAAUGGGGGUGAUGGAGAUGAUGGGGAUGACGGGGGUGAUGGGGAUGAUGGGGAUGAUGGAGGAGAUGUGGAUGAUUGGGGUGAUGGGGAUGAUGGAGAUGAUGGAGAUGAUGGAGAUGAUGGAGAUGAUUGGGAUGAUGGGGAUGAUGGGGGUGAUGGGGGUGAUGUGGAUGAUGGGGAUGAUGGAGAUGAUGGAGAUGAUGGGGGUGAUGGGGAUGAAGGGGCUCAUGAAGAUGAUGGGGAUUAUGGAGAUGAUGGAGAUGAUGGGGAUGAAGGGGGUAAUGGGGGUGAUGGAGAUGAUGGGGAUGACGGGGGUGAUGGGGAUGAUGGGGAUGAUGGAGGAGAUGUGGAUGAUUGGGGUGAUGGGGAUGAUGGAGGUGAUGGAGAUGAUGGGGUGAUGGGGAUGAUGGGGGUGAUGUGGAUGAUGGAGAUGAUGGAGAUGAUGGAGAUGAUGGAGAUGAUUGGGAUGAUGGGGAUGAUGGGGGUGAUGGGGGUGAUGGGGAUGAUGGAGAUGAUGGAGAUG